AUGGUGUACUCCGCGUUCCUCCUGGGCGGUGUUUCGACCGUCAGUCUCCCAGACAUUGAAAGUUGGGACAGUGUCGUCCUCAUCGAGCUUGACACGGCUCUAGACAACGAGAAAUCCGACCCUGACUAUGAGGUUCGACACUACCUCAAUGCGAGGUUGCAUAAGCGCGGGAGGUGCAUAAAUCUCCUGUACGACAUGAACCUUUUCUCGAGGACUCUGAAGACUCUCGAGGAGCUCUGGGGUGUUUCGUCCGAGAUGCACCGUGUUCCGAAGAACUAUCGCUACGCUAUACUUAGACACACUCGACUGAGAUAA
Molecule: messenger RNA, 315 nt
Organism: Cladophialophora yegresii CBS 114405
Lineage: Eukaryota; Fungi; Ascomycota; Eurotiomycetes; Chaetothyriales; Herpotrichiellaceae
Exons: 1
Coding region: 1-315 (104 amino acids)
Source: RefSeq, a predicted model, not a curated record